ACAGUAGAAAGGAACUUUGUCAUUCUGGUAAUAAGACGAAAGAAAAUAUUUGUUAUUCCGUGUUAUUAUUAUUUAUAAAUACAAUGAAAUAAUGUCUGGAGGUUUUAUUCAUUCUGUUAAAGUUCCAAGAAUUUAUAAGACAGCUGCAAAUAUUGUUAAACAAGUCACUGAAGACGCAGCAAGUUUAAAACAGUUAAUUUACGAUCAAAAACAUUUGAACGUAAAAGCACUUUAUGCUUUGACUGCAAUUACUCUCCAACAUGCAUCACAAUUGGAAGAAAUAAUUAGGAACACUCAAAUAUUGUCCAAAGAAAGUCGAUUGGACCCAUGGCUAGCCAGAAUUCUUAUUAGCGAAUUAUUUUGGGGGAAACAAUCUUUAAAAUCAAAUGCUAAGCCUGUUUUAACGAUUCAAAAUUAUGAGAGUCUACUCAGAGAAGAAUUAAAUAAAAUAAAUCAGACUUCAUCGGAUUCAUUCACUAAUAAAAGAGUGAAAAAGCCAAGAUUUGUUCGUAUAAAUACAUUAAUAUUAAAUAUUGAUGAAGCAAUUCACGGAUUCAAAGAAGAUGGAUAUAUACAAUUACCUCGAUCCAACAAUUAUAACACUUAUCUCAAAUCAUUGGACAAUUUGGGUACUUGGGAAUUUAUUCAAGAUUUUCAUAUUCCAGAAUUAAUUGCUUUUGCUCCUGGCACCACAUUUCAUGAUCAUUCUGGAUAUCAUACUGGUGCUAUUUUACUUCAGGAUAAAGCAAGCUGUUUGCCAUCUUUUUUACUAAAUCCAACACCAGGAUCAGUUGUUCUUGACACCUGUGCUGCACCAGGAAUGAAAACAACUCAUUUAGCGGCUAUUAUGAAGAAUGAAGGAAAAAUUUAUGCAAUUGAAAAAAAUAAUAGAAGAUAUGAAACAUUAUGUCAGUUCAUUGAAUUAACAAAGGCUCAUAUUGUAGAAACGAUUCAUGAGAAUGCAUCUUACGUAGACUCAAAACGUUGUCCUGAUGUUGAGUUUAUUUUAGUUGAUCCUAGUUGCUCAGGGUCAGGCAUGGAUCGACCUGAAUUUGAUCAAAAUGAUAGAAAAUGUGAUCCAAAUCGUUUAAAGAGCUUACAAUCGUUCCAAGUAUUUAUGCUUAAACACGCACUAUCAAAUUUUCCCAAAGCUAAAAAAGUUGUUUAUAGCACGUGUUCUAUUUAUCCUGAAGAAAAUGAAAUGGUGAUAGAUGAAAUUCUUGCUGGAGUUAAGAAUUCAUGGCAAUUGGUACCAAUAACAAAAUUAUUACAUAAUAAAUGGAACAAUUAUAGUUCUAUGGAAUUUAAUUGUAAAAACAACUGUUUAUAUGCUAAAUCUGAUGAGGAUUUAACAAGUGGAUUUUUCGUCGCUAUCUUUGAAAGAAACUUCGAUAUACCAGUUCCUGAAUUCAAAAAACAUAAAGUAAUUUUGGAAAACCAUCAGCAUCAGCUAGAUAUUGAUAAAUGUUUUAGUAACCAGUCGAAGAAAAAUAAUGAAAACAAAUUGAAACUAAAGUUCAUUGAUGACAGUGAACCUAAAAAAAAUUACAACAAUAAAGAAGAGAAAAGUAGCAUGAUCGAGAUUAUUCCCAUGAAAGCAACGACAGAUGAAAAAUUAAACAAGAAGAACAUAAAAACUAAUGACAAAAGAAAAAGAAUUGAAGAAUUAAAUGAAAACUUACAGACUGAUACUGAUAAUGGCUAUAAAAUGAAAAAAAAGAAAAAAAAAAAAACAAUUUGAAAAUGAAUAUCAAACUGUAGAAAUAAAAAGGUCAGGCAGAAAGAUCGAUAGUUAUGGAGCAUGAAGAAACUUCAGAUGGAAAUAAUACAAAAGACAACAAAUUACAGAAAAAAAAGAGACAACAUUCAGUUAAUGACGACGAAUAUAGUAGAAAAACAAUCCCUAAAAACAAAAACGACUUUAAUAGAAGCAAAAAUAAAUAAAAUAGGAUUAAAAUAUGGAAAGCCAGAACAAUGUGCCUCCUAAAGUAAAGAACAAAAAUUAUAACAAAUUAUUGUAGAAAUUUUUGUCGUGUUUUUGGCGUCAUGACAAAAUAUAUUAUCAAUUUUUCGAGAUUUAAAAUACAUAUUACUAUCAAUAAAAAAUUAUAAACUUUAUUAUUGAAAAAAAAAAAAAAAAAUUAAACAAAGCAGAAUAAUAAUAU
Molecule: messenger RNA, 2165 nt
Organism: Chelonus insularis
Lineage: Eukaryota; Metazoa; Arthropoda; Insecta; Hymenoptera; Braconidae
Gene: Nsun5
Product: Nop2/Sun-like domain containing protein 5
Exons: 5
Coding region: 92-1741 (549 amino acids)
Biological process (GO): rRNA base methylation
Cellular component (GO): nucleolus
Molecular function (GO): RNA methyltransferase activity
Source: RefSeq, a predicted model, not a curated record